Molecule: messenger RNA, 3903 nt
Organism: Wallemia ichthyophaga EXF-994
Lineage: Eukaryota; Fungi; Basidiomycota; Wallemiomycetes; Wallemiales; Wallemiaceae
Exons: 4
Coding region: 1-3903 (1300 amino acids)
Source: RefSeq, a predicted model, not a curated record
AUGGGAUUCACAUUGUUCAAGAAAAAGUCAAAGUCUCAGUUGAAGAAGCCUGGUUCGGCGGAGAAGAAGAAGGAAAUUUCACGGCCGCUUCAGCUGCCAUUCCCUAGCUCAGUAUCUUUGCACGACAUACGUGACUCCCUUAUCCAUCCGUUACCUGAUCUGCACACCCGCAGACGCUCGAAAAGCACCAGCUCAUCUGCUGGCAACCCCGACAAACAAUUCAAAGAGUCACCAGAGCUCUUCACUAAGGAAGCUGAUCCCUUUGCUCCACCUGUGCCCAAGAUACCAGCCAUCUAUCACGGCGGAGAGGCUUCAAUGAUGUCAUCCUCCAGCAACAGGGAUGAUAGCACGCAUAUAGAAUUCCAGUACAGAGACUCUCAAUCGUCCAGGCUCGGUCGUCCUAGUGGUGACAUCAAUUCAUUUUCCAAAACAGAGCCACCGAAGCGUCCACCACGUACUAGAAGGCCUAUUCCCUUUAUUGGAAUGUCCAACUUUCUCAAAAAGAGGUUGGAAUCAUACGAGAACGAGCGUGCUUCUCCACCGCCUCGCACUGCAAAGGUAUCUUUCACUCAAUCAAUCAAAGGACUUGGGAUGAGGAACAAAAGUUUAAGACACAGCGUGAGUGAUGAGUCAUUCGAGAGCGUUUCUAUCUAUUCAACGAUGCGCACAUCGCCUAUGCAAUCAGGACCACCACCUCGUCCAUCCCGAUUACCCCCCAAUCCACCUAUAUUGGGUAGGGGGAGAAGUUCGACAGUUUCAGGUGCACCACCGUUACAGGAGAGCCAAAUCAUCGAAGCACGCCUCAACAAUGCGUUAAAUACAGCUACUACUCGCAAGCGCUCAAACUCAAGCCCUUCAGUUAGAAAGGCGGAUAGUGGAGCGUCCAACAAGUACUCUUCACUUCACUCGAUCCCAUUCAGCUUGCAGGCUAUCAAAAUCGGUUCCUCUUCAUCUUCAAUCCCUAACGAAAGAUCGUCUUCUGGGAUUAGUGUAAAUGUUCGCAGCACUCCAGGUACACCAGACACUCGAAGCUUUGGAUCGUCGCCUUCUAAAGAGCACGCUACUCACAACGCAGCCGAUCAGACUGGCGAUACCAAAAAUGACAGCAUCAGUCAUGAAAACAACCAAAUGGUCAACAGUAGCACUCUGAGCAGCUUCAACGAUGGCAACAACAGCUUCGAUCCCUCUCAAUUUCUCAAUUCAUACACCAAAGACGACUCACUCACGUCGUUCGAACUCGAUAAGUCAGUCCUCAGCCCUAGCAGCUCUAAGAAGGAGCUCGACAAGUCGUCGCUGAUGGCUCUAGGUCCUAGCCCAAAUUCGAAGAAAUUUGGUUUCUUCGAGGGAAAAAGGUUUGAAUCGCCUAGAGAAGAUGAAGAGGUGAUCUCUAACGGCAGUAACGAUGUGCUCAACGUGUCUGAGUACGUUGAGGGACAUUGCACCAUUGGGAGUGAAUUCUUCAAGAGUGACCAAGACGCCAAGGACCGUUCAAAGAUAUUUUCCAGCUUGGAGGCCGUCAAGAAACACAUGUCAACUGACUCAUUUAACGAUGACUCUAAAAGCACGGAAGAUGGCUUCUCAGACACCUUUUCAAACUUCUCCUCCCCACCGCCGCUGCUUGACUUGAGACCACUCUCACCACUCAAAGUAAGCGAGUAUGAGGGCGAUGAGAGCAGCGAAGAUGCACUCGAUUACAGUCCAACAAGAAGUCCUUCGCAGCAGAUAUCAGGGUUGGUAUUGACAAGCAGUCCAAGUCGUGAUAGCUUGAGUACCGUCACUCCUUCUCAAUCACUUGAUGUCACCAAUGAUGAUUCUGAGAAAGUAGACAAGGUAGAUAACGAGAACUUGGAGCAGGCAGAGAACGUGAAGAUGGAUAAGGUAGAGAGUGACGAUAUCGAGAAGCCGGAAAGUCAAGACAUAACAAAGAUGGCGAAUCAAGACAUGCACAAGUUGGAGAAGGAUCUGGAAACGGAGAAAACUCUACGUGACUCAGUGUCAAUCUAUGAUGACGAUGAGGUCAAAGCUUUACAGAAGAAGAUAGCGGACAUGGCCAAGAAGCUUGAAGACAUGCGUCAAUCGGGAGGCUCUGCGUCCAUGCUUUCAUCGAAAUCAAAGGACAGCCUUCCACCAUCCUUUUCAUUCCAGCUCGAUCCCCGCGAUCGUCCAGAGCUAAACGACGGCGUGGAGCUCUUAGACACAGACAAAACGCCUCCACAAGAAAUCGCACUGCCCGCUGUUGGUCCCGACGAAAUUGAGCUACCGGAGUCCCCUCUCGAUAGCAUCACCUGUGAAAGGAGUCAGAAGCCAGCAUCAGCAGCACCAACAGUACCAGAAACAGUGCAAACACAAACUGGGAAUCAUAUUAAAAAUUGCAGUGUUAAUGGCUCAAUAGACGAUCGCACUACAAGGUCAACAUUCCAUGUCACCAACGCUUCAAACUCGUCGCGUUCUUCUCAGGAAGAGGAGGAUAUGGUGGAAGACAACAAGGUGAUACAUAUCUCUCCGGAAUCACAGAAGAAGCUCCAGACACAGCUGCGCAGAAUAUCCGAGCAACCAGUGGCGGCUGAUCCACCCAAGCCAAAGGCUACUGAAGCAUCGCCAAAAGCCAAUCAGAAACCCGCCAAUGCUACCGCCAAACCACAAGCUCAGAAAAGAGCUGAAAUAUCGUCGCUCAGUUUGCGAGAUUGGAUGCCUACUCCGCUUUCUCCAAAGAUAGCGGAAGAGACGGAACCAUCGGACGAGCAACCAAAUAAUCGACGUAGAAGAAGAUUGAGGGAGGCUGAUAUGAACAUAGAUCACAGCGAGCCGAAAAUGAUUCACCCACCUCGAUUCUCGUCCUUUAAGGCCACUCCCAACGUCCUCUCGCAGGCUCAAGUGCUAGAAAAGAAAAAUAACGACAAAAACACGCGCAACACGUGGCUGAAACCAUCCAACUCUAUCUCGACGGUACCCAGAUCCACACCAUCGCCCUACAAGGAUGAGAAUAGGAGUCGGAGAAUCAGUCAGCAGCCAAUCGAUAACUCAGUGCUGCCUCAGCGAAACGCAAGCAAGGCCGCUAAGAGCAACACUAGCUGGCUGCAUACGAUGGAAAAUGAAUUUGACUCAAUACACGCCGAUCCCUCUGGUGAGAAGCGUCGCAGUGACCUUGAGCAGCAACAGAUAAGAGCCAGGAUGGCAAUGGAUGCGGCAUGGAAAGCAGCGCGUUCAUCUAGCGUCCCACCAGUCGAAGAGUAUGCACCUCGCAAGCAGAGUAAAGAAAGAAUUUCUUUACUUCUUCCUCAAAAGAAGGAAUUGGAGAAGAAGGCACUUCCAACACUUCCAUAUUCUGCACCAGCCCAGAAGACGUCGUUUGCGAGUGGAUUGGAAGGUGUACGCAAUAGAGAUUCGCAGCAUGUGCCAUCGCUCCCAUCGAUGAAGUCGUUUAGAGCAUCGAUAGAGGCGCCACAGCACAACUCGCGUACGACUCAAUAUGACCGACGUAUUAACGCAGCAGUAGAGAGUAGUCUGGGAUCUUUUAAUUCCAAAUCGAUGAACACGAUCAAGUCAGUGCCUCCUUCUGCAGCUAGCAACAGUACAAGGAAAGCACGUCCAACGAGAUUAGAUGAGUUAGGACCAAACAAGCAGUCAAGUUCAUUUGGAUAUUUCAACAAUAACUCAUUACAGACACCACCGUUGACGGCUACGUCUUCUGCAAGUAGUGUUGCUGGGUUUGAUAGUAUUAUGACACCACGCUCGUAUUCUCACAAAAGAGAAGCAUCUGCAUCGUCGAUGGAUUCCAUGUCGGCGCGCAGUGUGAGCUCGGAAGGGAGUGCGAAGCCAGCUUCAAAUCGCGUGUCGUAUUUACCACAAAGCAAAUCAGGGUAUAGUUUGAAAGGGGAAUCAGGGUACGGAUAUGCAAUUUGA